CCUUAUACUGGUCCUGCAAUUCUUUUAAAUUUUAGUCUAAUCUCUCUCUCUCACUCUCUCUCCGGCGGCUGAAACCUAAUGUCAGCUACUGCGGCGGUGCUUCGCCCAAUACAUCGCCAUCUCACACAUUUACGAGCUUCGCAAUCGGAAGGAAUUUUUCCUUACCCACUCCGCCUGGAGAUUAGGAAGCUUCCUUCCUCAGGAAGAAGACGAUGUCUAAACGAGAGGCAAGCGCCCAUUGCCGGAGCUUCAGCAGCUUCUACUGGAACUGGAGCAUACAGGACAACAGAGGACAUCAAAGCGGAGCUUUACCUGGCAUUGCAAGGCACAAAUAGAGGAAUAUUUGGAUUGACAUCUGUGAAGAAAUUAAAGAUAGAGGAGCUGGUGGAGCAGCUGGAGCUUAGGAAUCCCACACCAAAACCAACUGAUCACCUGCUUUAUAAGGUGAAUGGAAGCUGGAAGCUCAUCUACAGUACUAUAACAAUACUUGGAUCUAAAAGAACAAAACUCGGCUUACGCGACUUCAUCAGCCUAGGAGAUCUCUAUCAGACAAUAGAUGUACCAAAGGAGAGAGCCAUUAACGUGAUCAAUUUCAGUGCUAAGGGCUUAAAGCUUCUCACAGGACAACUAACCAUUGAGGCAUCAUAUAAAAUAGCAUCAAAGACAAGGGUCAUCAUCAAACUUGAAACUUCAAGCAUCACUCCAAAGCAGUUAAUGAAUUUGUUCCAGAAAAACUACGACCUUCUGAUUGACAUCUUCAAUCCUGCUGGCUGGCUUGAUAUAACAUAUGUUGAUGAUUCUUUGAGGAUUGGAAGGAAUGACAAAGGCGCCAUCUUUGUUUUAGAGAGAGCUGCAGAACAGUCGGUCUAGAAAUCAUUAGAAGAUGUGUAAUGACACAAAUUUUACAGGCAAAGAGGCCUAUCACUUUACAUGUAAUUCAUGAGAAUAAGAUUGCAAUGCAGCUCAAAUAUUCUUAAAAAUUAAAAUUUUAUUGGCAUUUAUGCUACAAGAUUGUG
Molecule: messenger RNA, 1016 nt
Organism: Phalaenopsis equestris
Lineage: Eukaryota; Viridiplantae; Streptophyta; Magnoliopsida; Asparagales; Orchidaceae
Product: probable plastid-lipid-associated protein 7, chloroplastic
Exons: 7
Coding region: 79-870 (263 amino acids)
Source: RefSeq, a predicted model, not a curated record